AUGUUUGGCAUGUUAAAGAACUCUCUCUUCGGAAACACCGAGGAGACGGAAUAUAAACUGCUGAGCAGCGAGACAAAGGACGGAGUCAGCUUUGAGGUGCGGCGAUACGAUGCAGGUAGAUACGCUGCUGUCUCCUCUGAGGGCCGAACAUUUGACCAAGUGACGGGAGAACUGAUAAGGAAGCUGCUCAUGUACAACGGUGGCAGCAAUGAACCAGAUGAGGCUAUGGGCACAGCAGCACCCAUCAUCAUCACGGUGUACCCACGCAAUGAUGGUUUGACUCGCCGCUUGGUUGUUGGAAUCCGCAUCCCCACCAUGUAUCAGCAAAGCCCACCUGUUCCCACUGACAGUGCCAUCAGGAUCGAAGAGCGGCCCGGCAUGACCGUCUACGCACUGCAGUUUGGUGGGUUUGCUGGGGAGAGCGAGUACCGAGCAGCGGCCUUGCGUUUGACACGCACCCUGGGUGAGACGGCUCCUUUUCAGCGCAAACAGUACUUCUGCUGCAGCUUUGACCCACUCAAGCCUUAUGGACGCCGUAAUGAGGUGUGGUUCCUCCAGGAGGAGCCAUAGGCUGAAUUAUUCCAGCAGGUCCAAUGAGUUCAACCUAAAAUGCCCUGAAACCACUGACAGUCUUGUAGUUCUAUCAGUAUUCGAUUAGUAAGAGCAAUGAGGAUGUAUAGAUGGGUCACAUUGCCUUUACUAGUGUAGUCUCAGCUUCUCUGGAUAGUCAGAAAACUUUCCAUCAGCUCUACUGAAGUAAUAACAGCUGGUCAUGAGUCUAUGAGCCACUUUCCGCAAACUUACAAUUUGUCUUUAUUGCAUGUGGAUGGUAGCAGAUGUUUGUCAGGAUUUGAUGUAAAAUUAUAUAAA
This is a messenger RNA of Thalassophryne amazonica, 870 nucleotides long. RefSeq names its product heme-binding protein 1-like. NCBI's taxonomy places the organism in Eukaryota, Metazoa, Chordata, Actinopteri, Batrachoidiformes, Batrachoididae. The record is from RefSeq and is a predicted model, not a curated record.